Molecule: messenger RNA, 3773 nt
Organism: Homalodisca vitripennis (glassy-winged sharpshooter)
Lineage: Eukaryota; Metazoa; Arthropoda; Insecta; Hemiptera; Cicadellidae
Product: G-protein coupled receptor 143-like
Exons: 8
Coding region: 250-1269 (339 amino acids)
Biological process (GO): G protein-coupled receptor signaling pathway; regulation of calcium-mediated signaling; melanosome organization
Cellular component (GO): plasma membrane; melanosome membrane
Molecular function (GO): L-tyrosine binding; L-DOPA receptor activity; L-DOPA binding
Source: RefSeq, a predicted model, not a curated record
GAACAAUAAAGCAAAUUCAAAUUGCAAGAUUUUGUUUGUCUGAUUGUCUGUGAAGUGUUAUAUAACAAAACCUCCGGACGUCGUCAAAAUGAGCAAUAAAUAAACUUGGCCUUUAUCUAUUUAAAUUUAAAAAAUGUAAACUUAAAUAGUUAUUAUAGUUUUUUGUUUCCCAGUGCAAUGUUGUUCUGUAAUAAAAAGUUGUAGAGCAUUAGUGAUAAAAGUUAACCUAAAAUAAUCUAAAAAGUGAAAAUGUCAGACCCAGCUCUUCAAACGUUUUGUUGCUACCCGCCUGGUGAGGGGAGUGUUCCACCGGCAGUAUGGGUGCUGACAGAGAUCAACUCCAAGACCUACAACUAUGUCUGUCUUGUGUCAUCUUUCAUCGGUAUUUUGGGUGCAGGAUAUCAGAUGCUACCCCGAACAGAGACACCCCUCGCCCACCGUUGGUACACCAUGACUUCCUCUAGAGGCCGUCACAUCAUCCAAUGGCUUGCUUUCGCUGAUCUUCUGGCCACGUUAGGUGUGUUUCUGCGGUCUCUUUUAAAAUUGAAUAACUUCCUCUACCCAUUAGAAGACACCUCCAUCACGUACUGUGCAAUUUUCGCUGCCUGGAUCCAGUAUUUCUACUGUGUGACAUGGAUGUGGACUCUGUGCUACGCGGUGGACAUGUUCCUGGCAUUGCGUGAGAGGCCAGGACACCCUCUGCUGUACCACAUGUUCUGCUGGCUGAUACCUUCAGUCCUUACAGCUGUCGGGUUGGCCAUCCUGUACCUGCCCAAUGCCGACUGCCACAACCUAGGCCCUGACGAGAGUGCUUUCCUGAGGAUCCUGCCUAACUAUCUACUCACAUACUUGCCCAUGGUGACGGUCAUGGUGGCCAACCCCAUACUGUACCUGUGUUCUCUACGAUCGGUGACAGACUUAAUAACCCAGAGUUUGGCCCAGUACACUCGUAAGGAGAGGGCUAUCAUUGAUGCAGUCAAGGUCAAGUUUGGACUGAUAUUGCUGGCAUUCUACAUCUGUUGGCUGCCCAACCUCAUCAACAGUCUGUUCCUGUGGUUCGAGUGGUUCAACCUACCAGCACAGACUGUCUAUGUCCUGCUCUACAUUAUGGCCGUUGUGAAUCCCCUGCAAGCCUUUUUCAACAGUCUGGUUUACCGACGGUCCAGCGAACGGCUGGUUUCUCCAUUCCACCGCAAGGCGAACCAGGAGGCGAGUGAGACGACACCGCUCGUGGCAAGCGACAUCAACGGCACUUCUCUGGUCUCGUGAGACUCCUCACUUUUAAUUCGCUGUAGUGGUAUUCUCGCUUUUAACUACCAACUGGAGUGCAGAGACACUAAUUGGUUCCAUAUAACGGCAGUUUUACAUAAACUGUUUUAUUAAUUUGUAAAAACACAUUCCAUUGUACCUCAUAGAGGUCAUAUACAAUACGAAAAUGAGAGAUUUUCUCCUUAAAUAUAAAAUAGUUUAUUUACUUUCAGAGAAAUACAGUGGCUUACUUUAUAAAAAUUGCAAGGUAGCGUCAGUUUUAAAUUGUCCAUACUUUGUAAAAGUUUUAUAUUUAGUAUUUUGCUAGGGGUUGCUCAGCUGAAGAGAGCAAAACAACAGUUCAUAAUACCCAACAAUAUAAAAUUGCAAUUUUGUCAAUAUCAAUUAUAACCAAGAUGUGAUUUCCGCUUCCAAUCAUUUGUUGCUUUAUAAGGUAAAAUGUUUUUAUUAUCUAAUCUAACACUUGUAAAAGAGGUGAAAAAACGUGAAUUAUCUUUUAUCCUGUUAAAAUGGAUUAGGUCUGUUUGUUUAUUGAGAACAAUUCAGAUUUGAAUACUACUUGUGAAAUCAUUUUUAGGUAAUCAGAUAGAUUUUAUUCAAUCAUGUUCAUUUGAAAGUGGUGCAAAUUUCAGAGUGUUGGAUAGAUAAGAAUAUAGAGCAGAGAAGCUCAAAUCAGGUAUGAUCUUAGUCAAUUAGAUCGGGGAAAAAAAGGAAAUCUAUCUAUUAAUCGGUAGCUGUACAUUUUGUCAGUCACAGACAAUGAAAAAUUACUAUUAAUCCAGAACUACAGAAAACAUCUCCUACAUUAAUAUUGCUAGUAUUUAAUGUAAUAUUUAAUAUUAAUUAUAGUAUGUAAUACCUAAAUUUAUAUUGUUUUUAAAAGAUCUCUUCCUGCACCUCACUUUCUAAAUAUAUUUUAUCCAACUCUGUCGUAUAUUUUUAGUUUUUUUUGUUUUAAUAAAAAGGGGUCCAUCACUGUGAUUGGAAUUUUUUUAUAAUUUUUUAUGCAUUGGUUAUUGUACUAUGAGAUUUUUAUUUAUGUUAAAUGGUUGUUUUAUACUCAAAGUAAAAUGAACAAUAUUUUAUUGUUAGCUUGUAGUUUAUACACUAGUCUAUUUUAGUUGUAAAAGAAAUGUGUACCUUUCUUAUUUUAUAAACUUGUUAAAACUUAUUACUAAAAUAAUGUUUUUUAUAAUACAUAUAAACUUUACUGUUAUGGUUGUGUACAACUUUGUGAGCAUCGUGUUUUUGUGGAUUUAAUAUUUGAGGUUGCUCUAUUGUAACCUCUGUUGAGUAUAAUACAAAGUUAUUAUAUAAAGUAUGAUUUAAAAUGUAGAUUUAUAUUUAACUUUGCAAUAUAAUAACCUUUCUAAUUCUAACAUAUAAUUUUUAAGUUAUUUUGGUUAUUUAAAAAAUUAAUUAAUUCGCAUAGUUAAAAAACUUUGUAUUACUUUUUUUGGAAUAUAGAACAGAAUAUUUAUCUUUAUAAAAAUUAUUCUAAUUAUGUUAUAGACAGUAAAAUUUAAUAGUUUGUAAAUGCCUAGAUAUUUUUAGACAAUGUUAUAAAAUUCUCUUUAUUGAAUAAAAUUCAUGCUGAUGAAUAAAUGUUGCAACAUCAAAAUUGUCAAUUUAAUGGGUAAACAGGUGUUCAAAAGCCAUUUAAUCCUUUCGAUGUCAUCCAUGUAUCCAAAGGACUACCAUUUUUUAUUAAAAAGGAAUAUGAUUGUAAGACAAAUAUAUUAAAAAUGGAUUAUUCUUUCCAAAAAAAUAUGUUAUACAUGUCGUUUGUAAGGCUAUGCAUUCCAGGUCAGGCUUAGCUCUGGCUGUAUAUUUUUCAACAGUUUCAUCGUUUCCGUCUUUUUGGUUUGAUUUUUAAUUAAUUUUUCUACACUGUACUUGUAAAAUGCUUCGGUUUUUUUCUACUAACUAUUUUACUUAAGUGCAGAUUAUUCAUCAAACUGUUAAUUGUAAUAAAUGUUAAUACAUUUUAUUCCUGUAUAAUACAAUGUGCAAGAAUGCAUUUUAAAAGUAUUGUUUUAUUUAAUAAUAUUGAUACAUGAGUGAGAAAUUUAGGGUGACUGGGAUAUUGAAAAUUAAAAAUAAAAUUAUGAAAACGACAUUGCACCUCAAUAUAUAAAAUUUAUUUUACGUACUGUAUGUGUGUGGUUUUAGUAGUAUUUUGAUUUAUCCAGCUUAAAAGAUGAAAUGUAGAACAUUAGUCGUUCAAUUGUAUAAAGUAAAAUUACUUCUUUUGCAAUUAAAAGGCGUUGGAAAGAUAUUCUCUUUCAUUCCAAAAAUCAAAUAAAACAAUAAUUGGCCAAGUACUUAGUACAUGUUUAUCUGUUACUACAAUACCUUUACCAUGUUACGUACAUUUAUUUUUUGCGUAGUUUACAAAAAACGUAGUUUAAUCUAAUAUAAUCAUGGUAGCCAAUAACUUUUACACCCAUAUUUUUAUAUAUUAGAAUUUUUCAAAGCUCAAUAAAAUUGUAUUUUACAACAAA